GUCCACAACACUCGUACUCAGUUUUUUUUGGUCCCGCCUCUUUUCGUGGGUACCAUUGUCUGCCAUUCGGCCGUGUUUCUUGCUCGUUCGAACAAAGCGGCAUUGGCAGAUCAGCUGAAUUGAGCUUCUUGAUCAUGGCGGGCGCGACGGAGUCAUUCCCUCCAUCAACGCCUUCCCCCGGGCCGGCAACAAGGAUCCGAACGCCUCCAGCGCCGCAACACGGGUAUUCUGAUCCUUACGAGCCUUACUCCCCGCGCAAGUCAUCCCGCAUCGCGCAACGGGCGGCGAAUCGAACUCCGUCACCACAGCCAUCAUCGCCUCAUCGAUCAUCCGACCAGCGCGACAACUCGCUCGGUUCACCCAAGUCAUCUAAACAGCGCUUUACCUCUAGCAUGGCUACGCCUGCCAUCUCGCCACAAAAGAAGCGCAUGCCCCCGCCGGACCCGUCGCGCAGGGUUUCGGGCACUCUCACCGCCGAAGGCACUGCAAUCGCUGCAACCGCCCUGGGGCUGUCGCCCGUGCCUACAACCAAAUCCGCGUCGCGCGCUACUCGUACAAGCGCCAUGGCUGGAGCCGGGAUGCUAAUCACCCCAGCCAAGACCCCUCAAAAGCCCCCCAACGAGAAGGUCAAGGCCAGCGUCAAGUCGGUCGCGCGCAACCUCUUCCACAGCGACGACGAGUCUGCCACGGCGCCGAGUCCGAGAAAGAUGCGCACUCAAUCCCAUAACCCGGACAGUUUCUACUCCGGGGCGACUGCUCAGCCGUCCUUUCAAAUCUACACGGAUUCUCACGAGCGCAUCCCCGAAAUCGACCACAGCCCCGACAAUCCCUUCUACGUUGGCCCACACACAGCACCUCCCGAACCGCCGAGGCGCCGCAGCACCCGCCACGUGAGCAUUCCUGGCGAGGGCAAGGUGUCGAUCGAAGAGGCCGUCCGUCGCGACGAUGGCAUGUUGAUCGUAUUCCGGGGCAAAAAGCAGUUCCGCAAGUUCAGCGACGCUGAACAGCCGGCCAGCCGGGAGGGCCUCGUGGACGGCGAGGGCGGUCUGGAGAGCGUCGUCGAGUCCUCAUCGCGACGGCCCUUCACCCGGUCGUCCGUCAAACCUCGUCUGCUCUUCCCCACAGCCCCGGCCGACGAGGCCAAGAACGGAAACGAGGACGAGGAGGCAGCGACCGACAUUGAGGACCACGUGUUGGCGGACUUGGAGGCGGACCAACCGGGAACACCGACAGAUCUGGUCGACGAGGCGCCUGACACGCCCAAGGCGCCGCGGCACGCACCCGCCUCUCCGCCGACCACCACGCGCACGACGCGUUUUGGAGGCAAGAGAUCUACCGACUCCACCCCGGUGAAGGACAAAAAACCUGCAAAGCGCAGCCCCUUCGACAGCUGGCGACGGGUCAAGAGCGGCGCUCAGAGCACCGGCCAUAAGCGGUCAGGUGAUGAACUUCCGGCAGCCGCAUCCAAGCGCACCAGGGCUUAACUUAGUCUCUCGCCGAGUACGCUUUGGUGGAGAGCAGCAGCAUGGGCAGUUUAGGCAGCCUUCGACUCGGGAGCUCGAGGUCGCUCGGCGGAAUCGAUUUCAUCUGGCACAGCUCGGGGUGCAUAUUGGAGUUUUAUCGCGGGCAUGGAUAUUCUGAUGGGGUCGUUUCGGACCGCUCGCUGCCCGCGAUGUUUGGUUUCGUGUUCUUC
This is a messenger RNA of Thermothielavioides terrestris NRRL 8126, 1693 nucleotides long. RefSeq lists its product as uncharacterized. Bases 393 to 1484 code for a protein of 363 amino acids. The transcript has 2 exons. The record is from RefSeq and is a predicted model, not a curated record. NCBI's taxonomy places the organism in Eukaryota, Fungi, Ascomycota, Sordariomycetes, Sordariales, Chaetomiaceae.